GUUUUUGGGCUCUGCGGGGAAGCAGCUGAAAGUAACAGUCAGCCUGGUUUAUCGGAAUCGUUUUUGAUUUCCUGCCUUUGGCCUGUUUUCUGUUUUCUGCUUUCCUGCUUUCCGUAUUCCGUACUCGACAGUCCGUAGUCCAUUUUCCGUGCUCUGCUUCUUGCCACUUCCAUUCGCUUUUGGGGGUUUUCCUGUUCGCUUAGUUUCGGUUUCGGUUUCAAUUUCAGUCAGUCAGCUGCUGCUUUUCACGUGGCACGUGUCGUAUGAGUAAUAUUUUUUCGGCUUCCCUUGCUACUUUAUCCCUUGCAGUAGCCUCUCCACUCAGAAAAUAACAAUAAUUAAAGACUGUUUAAUUGAUAUAUCAACUGACACACAAAUUAAUAAAGUGCUUAGAUCAAUCGCAAUUGCAAAGUGUUCAAAAUUCUUAAGCCUAAUACCAAAAUACCCACAUAAUCGCAAAGGACAUUGUUAAAUUGGCCCCAAAAUCGAUUCACCGAAAUCGCAUUCUAAAUGUUCGACUGGAUUGAAUUUAACAAAGAAGCGUAGACGAAAUACGAAUGCAAAUUAGAUGCAAAAUAAAUGGGUAAAAUGAGGUCAAGUAAAUACGAUGUUACCACAGCUUACGGUCUAUGCCAAGAUUAUUUACCUCCUGAUGGUGGUGAUUUCAGGUGCAUUAUGUACAGUAGAAGAUUACGUAAUAAUGUCACAGUGUGCACACAACAAAGCCAUACACCUAGCUGCGGAAGGAACAGUCUCAGUGACAGACACUUCACAGAUACAAAAUAUAACGAUAGUCGGCUUCCCGGAUUAUCUGAACAACGAAUUCAAAAUAGCACUGUUCGCAAAAGAAACUCAAAGAUAUUUGUGUUUCAACGACAACUGGAGAUUAGUUGGCAUGAGGGAACUGCGAGAUACCUGCUAUUUCAACGAGACCAUCGUGCACGGUUAUUUCGUGUUCCGUUCCGUUGUCGAUCUGCAGCGACGUGUCGGGUUCACGCACCGAGGUAAGCCUGUGGGGCCCAAGAAGAGCGUCAACGAUGCCUGCUACAUGUUCAACAAGAUCGAGGCCGAGCAGUUUUUCCGCCAUCACCAUGGCAAUGGCAAUGGGAAUGGCAACGGCAAUGAAAGCAGUGGCAGCAGCAACAGUCGGAAGCCCCCGCGCAACAACAAAAACAAUCGCCACAAAUCGAAUAACCAAAAUCAAAAGUUGCAACAGCAACAGGAGCAUCAUGGCCAUAAUAAUAGUAACGUUAUUCUUAAUAAUAGUAGUACUAGUUUAAGUAGCACUAACAAAAAGCAAUUAGCGAUAAACCGGCAGAAGCAGCAAAAGCAGCAGCAACAGCAGCAACAUCAGGUGCGACAUCAUCACAAUGAUCCAUCGCUGCUGCUGCGACGACAGCAACACGAGAAGAAGCAGAAGCGGCGCAAGCAACAGAAGCAACAGCAACACCAACAACGAGUAUCAGCUAGUCCAACGAAUCAACAAAUGCCUGCAACAGCAACACCAACACCAAUAGCAACAGCAACAUCCCCGGCAACAGCAACACAAUCGACAACAGCAACAUUGAGCAGCAAGCGCAAGGGGCGGCGAAGAAAGGGCAAGGGCAGGCCAAAGGCACAGCAACUACUUGCCACGGCAGCAACAUCGCCGUACACCGACGACACCCUCGAUAGCUACAACAGCAGCGGCAGCAGCAGCAGCAGCUUGGAGCCCUGGUCCACUUGGUCCACGAUCGACAGCUUUAGCGGCAGCAGCACAACAGCAACAUCUGACGACAGUAUUAGCAGCAGCAGCAACUACGACGCCUGGGCCACCUACAUCACCGAAAUGGAGGCCGAGGCAUCGGGACUGGGCGCCAACGACACCGAGUUGCUGCCCGAGUUGGUGGACGAUCCGGAGACGGAAUCCACGGCGACAAUUGAAACCAAAGCAACAUCAGCAAUAGCGGCAACGGCGGCCACAACUACCUCGACGGCGGGCACGCAGCUGGUGAUAGAGCAGACGCCGCUGGCCAGGAGCAACAUCAGCCACAGAAGCAACAGCAACAUCAGCAGCAGCAGCACACGGGCAACACCAACGGCCACAAGUCAGACUGAAAUUGAAAUCUCUGCACAGAGCACGCAACACAGCAGGGAAAAUCCAGCGGAAAACCUGGACAAUUCCCAGAUAUUACUGGCGGGCGAGAACGAAGUGAAGCCACAGCAGCAGCCACGCAAGUUGCUCUGGACCCUGCAACCGCCAAUCGCCACACGUGGCAGCACGCGAGCAACUUCGGUGACAAAACCCAUGCACCAGCAACUCUCCAGCACGGCAGCAACAGCGGCCACGACCCCGCAGCAACAUGUUGCUCCCUCACUGUUUAGCGUGGACAAGAACAUCAACAGUAACCUGAACAACACUCUGACGGAGGCCUCGCCAACGGCAGCAGCAACAUCCAGCAUUACGGCAGCAACAACCAUGAAGAGACCCGUCCGGAAGUUCACCAGGAAGCUGAUGGCCACGCCCUAUCACCAGCUGACCUACGUGCGCAACGCGGGCGGGGACAUCGACAUCGACAACCUGGACAACAUCAGCGUGUAUCCCGUGCUCUACAACGGCGAUCUGGAGGGGAAUGGCAGCGGCAACAGCUCCGACGGCGGCUUCAGCGGAUUUCUGCCCACCUCGACCACCUCCCAUCUGACGGAACCGAUUCGCAUCGGCAUGAACAGGAUCCGGCCGAACAAGACGCUGCACUGGUUCACUCACCAGAGAUUUGCGUAGUAGUUAGGGAGUGGCAGCUUUGGCUAUUAGAUCUUUGAGGGCAGGUCUGAAACGGCUUUAACUUUCCCAGAUAAAUUUCAAAUAUGUAAAAUCACAAUUCCAAUUAAUUGCCAGUUAAAAGUAAUACAAUUUGAAAAUGGAAUUUUCUUGCCUUUUCCUCAUCAGCUAGUAGUAAUUUCAAAACUUGAUCAUUUCUGUGAAAGUGAAAGCCAGAACAGACCUGCCUAAGAGAUAAAUACCUACUCAGUACUCAGUUUUCAAAAGAAUUUAGGCAAAACCAAGUGAAGAACAAAAAUGUACGGAUAAAUAUUUCAAAUUUAUAAUGAACUGAUACAUAUAUAUAAACAUAUAUAGAACUCGAUAUACAAAGGAGUUGCUUACUGUUCAGUACCUCGACUCAGACAGGACUUUUGCACUAGCACCACGCCUAAAAGCACACAACAGAAGCGGAACCGAAACCGAAACCGGAAGCGGAAACGGGAGCAGAACCGAUAACGAUAACUCAGGCCGCACUUCAUCCAGUAGCGAGUACAGUGAAGACUCCACCAACUGCACUCGAGAGGCCGCAGGCAACGAACUCGCAGAACUGCUACAUAGUUAUAAAUGAAAAGACAAUAAGAUUUUUAUUUACGAGUAUGUGCUAUAUAAACUAACAAAAAAAAAACGAUGGAAUGAACCGAAGCGAUAGCGAUAAUCGAUAACAAAUGCUAAAAUUGUUGAAAUGAAAAUUAUGAAAGCGCGACAUUCAGGUGCAAGCAAAUAAACGUUUCGAAUGCACUGAGAAAGCGUAGCAAACUUUUGAUUUACUAAAUCAAUUAAAUAUAUUAGCAAUGAGAAUUAAUAAAUACAAAUGCAAACAAAAAUCGAUAUAUAUUAUAUACAUAUAUGCAUAUAUUUUCAAAAUUUUAUAACGAACCAAAAACCAAUUAGCAAACAAAUUUAAAAAGAUGAACGGGAAACGAAUGAAGACGUUUUUUAAAUUCAUACGCAAGCAGAACUAAGAGUCGGUAACGAUAACGAUAACAAAUUCGCACAGCAAAACACUUCCAAAAAAGAAAGGUUAAAACUAAAUAUUAAACAAUUUUACUAGGCACAAGCGUACGAAAUUGGGCUAGAUGAACAAAAAGAGAACUUCAUUCAAAAUAAACCGAAUUUUUUAAGCAAAUACAAAGAGUUGUUGAAAUGGUCAGCAUGCAAAUUGAUUUUAGGACGCAGUUUGUGGGGCGACAUCCAGUUCAAGGAGGGAUAGAAACAAAUUUUGAGCAUUGGAAAAUUUUAAAAAACUACUAACGAUAUGUACUGCAACCAAACACCAAAUUCACACAGAAUAAGCAACGUUAUAUUUAUUAAUUGAACAAAAACUAAGAAACUAAAACUACAAAUAAAAUCAAAAUACAGCAAAAUGAAACCAACUGCUGCUUUUCUACAUACAAAUAUAUAUAUAUAAACACAUAUAGGCAUAUGUGUACGAACAUGGAAAAAGAUAUGCAAAAAUUGUUUCUCAUAUAUUUAUAUUAAUAUUUAAAAUAAAUAGUUCAAACAUAUUAGCAAACCAAAUAUGCGAAAUUAAAACAAUUUGAAGGGAAAUGCGUAAACACAAAGCAGAAAGGCAGAAAACUGAAGCGUCAAGUUUAUAUGUAGAGAUAUGUAUGAAUGUAAAUUUAAAGUGAACAAAGAAAACCCAAACAAAAAGAAGUUAAAGCAAGAUGCUUAGGUGAAAAUUUAAUUAGUGUGUACUUAAGACAAGAAACCAUUUAACAAUUGAACGAUUAAUUAUUAACUUAACUAGGCAUUGAAGCAGCACUCAACUAAAUAAAACCUAAAAACCUAAAACCGAUACGAAACCGAAACGAAGCCGAAAACACACAACACACAACUCGAAUUGAACUACUGUACUUAUACGUAUGCGCGUUGCUGUAAUAUAAACAAAAUUCUUAUGUUGAAUCGACGGCGAACGGGCGAACUCCAUUAUUUGAUGACUAUAUCUACCACAGCAGAAACUAUUUAUUUAAACCUAUAUCGAAUCGAAUCGAGUUGGAUCGAGUCGAUUGGAUUGGAGUGGAGCGGGGACCGAUUGUCAUUUGUCAUUUGUAAAUUCAUUUGCACUUUUCUUUCUACUAAUUACGUUUAAUUAAUUAAUUAAUCAUACGCCUAAGUUAACACUUCUACCAUUGUACAUUGUAAUAUGUUUUAUUCCUAAGCCGAGCAUUAAAUGUAAUUAUUUAUGUAUAAAAGCAAAAUGAUUCUUUCGCCCAUGUAUAACACUUGCGCCCUCUUCUCAUCCUUUCUCCAAGUCUGUCUCCCCUCCCUAUCUCUAUUAAUCUCUAUCUUAUAUAUACGAAUAUAUAAACGACUAUUUAAUUGCAUUUCUUUGUAUUAAAACGAGUAACAACACACUAGAAAUUGAAUAAAAAGCCUCAACAAAAUCUUCAACACUUUUCAUUUCUCUUAUGAGUUUUCUUCAUUUCCAACUCUUCAAAUAAAUGCUCAGUUGUUUCCGUUUUGUUGGUUUACGAAUGUGUGCAGAAAAAUCGUAUAAAUAAAAAAUAUAUAUAAAUUCAAAA
This is a messenger RNA of Drosophila takahashii, 5325 nucleotides long. RefSeq names its product thisbe (gene ths). Lineage: Eukaryota; Metazoa; Arthropoda; Insecta; Diptera; Drosophilidae. The record is from RefSeq and is a predicted model, not a curated record. Gene Ontology annotation, molecular function: growth factor activity.